AUGGUCCUCCCCACCAUGGGACCCCUCAUCAUAGCCCCCCAACGCACAAGGGUCAUCACGACCAUGGUCCCCCUCACAAAAAUCCACCGCACCAUGGGUUUUCAGCUCUCAUGGACCGCGAGGAGCCGGAAGAGAUACAGGGAGACGACCACCACGGUCCUCCGCACCAUGGUCACCAUCAUGAUGGUGACCAUCACCAUGGUCCCUCUCACAAAGGUCCGCCGCAUCAUGGGUUUUCUGAUCUCACGGAGCGCGAUCAGCAGGAGGAGAUAG
Phialemonium atrogriseum is the source of this 273-nucleotide messenger RNA. RefSeq lists its product as uncharacterized. The transcript has a single exon. The coding region runs from base 1 to 273 and encodes 90 amino acids. The record is from RefSeq and is a predicted model, not a curated record. Lineage: Eukaryota; Fungi; Ascomycota; Sordariomycetes; Cephalothecales; Cephalothecaceae.